CAGCAUAUGACUUCAAUCUGCCUGUUACUCUAAACAGCACAAGAGCUCCCUCUCCACCACCCAGUUCUAUUCCAAAAACCCCAUCGCUCCUUGAGAAGCACAUAGUCACUCCUCGGCCACAGACAGUGGAUGUGGCUACUCCUUCUCGCAGAGUGCAGGCAACUGCUUUGAGACGACUUCUGGAAAUGUCUAAAUCCAGUCUGGAGUUUGAGAUCCCUUCAGCGCUAAGCAGCCUUGAAAGUACAUCAGGAGACAUAAAUUCUCAGACAUUGGAACUUAAAAACAUCUCCCAGGAAGAUCUGAAGUGGAAAUUUGAUAUGAGCACAGUGGCUGAAGAAAUCAAUAAAGGUGUUUUCAACCUCUCUCUGGAAACUGGGACUCUGAAGCCCAACCAGUCUGUGUCCAUCACCGUGAGCUUUUCACCAGCCAUACCAGGACAGCACAGAGCAGACGUACCCAUCUUUUUGAAUGAUGAUGACAUCCAUCCCUACACCUUGCUCUCACUCGCUGGUACCCUGAAGAAGCCUAGGAUCAACUUUGUGCCUCCAUGUCUCAGUUUAACUCCAGUUCCUUUGGACACUGAAGCAACAGCUACUGUCUCCAUUAUUCCCACAGACUACCACAGGGAUUUCUCAAUUCAGGUGGAUAUCGCAGAGAUUGAGCAGGAGGAUGGCAGCAGGACGAAGCCUUUUUCAGUGCACUUUCCUCAAGGCCAGGACUUCUCCGUUUUGCCCGGAAGACGAAAUGAAGUUCUAACCUGCCGCAUCAGCUUCAAGUCCUCCAGGCCGGCGGCCUUCAUCUCAGACGUCAUCUUCAUGGAUGAUGACGGCAAUAGGUUCAGGCUUCCAGUGGCUGCUGCAGCAGACAACUGUCUUCUCACUGCCUAUCCAUAUCUGGCUCUCCACCGCACAGACCAACAUAUUGUGCUGAAAAGUGGGUAUUUGCAUGAUGACAAUGGAGUCCAGACCACAGAAGCAGUCCUGCACCCAUGUUACUCCCACAGCUCGCUUUCACGUAGUACGUCCUCCAGUUCCACGUUCCUCGCCACCAACUCGACCUCUGAUGAAACUCUUUCUGAAUCCGUGGAAGAAAACCCCAGUGCAAAUGGGCGGAAGAAGAACGAGGAGGCUGAUACCAAAGUGAGGGUGCCCACGCCUGGGUUUCUCACCUUCCCCACGGGAGACUCUGAGGAGGCGUUCUUCUUUCAGGCAGUGCUGAAGGCUGUGCAGAAGUGGUUCAGCUUGUUUGGCUGGCCAAGAGGUCCUCACCCUAUAACUAUUCCUCAGUCUUUGAGAUGUGCGGUUUACAAAGUUCAAACAUCCGGCUCUGCAGACAGAAAGACCACCUACCAGGUCAGCCACGAGAAGCAUGCCAAGACCAUAUACGACAUGCUUCUCCACCUGAGUGGACAGAUGUUGCCAGGAAUCAACACAAGCCAGUCGUUACCCCAUGAUCUGAGUAAGAGAGUUUUACAGCUUCACGGCCAACAUUCUACACUCCUCACCUUUCUCAAGCUGCAAGGAGCAUGCCUUUCAUAUGUCAAACCAGAGUUCCUGUUUGAACCGGAGGAUUUUAAAUACUGGACAAAAUUACAGGCUCAGACAGACAACGGAGAUGAGGAGUUGAAGAGGCAGCAGGCUGAGAGUCUAUAUGGACUGGAUGACAUGUCAUUUGAAGCCCUUAACAAGCGUGCAUGGACUGACGUACUGCUUCAGAUGUACAAGGUGCUGGUGCUUUCUCGUGUUCCAGCAAUUAACACUAGCCACCACUAUGAAUGGGAUAAUGUAGAAAACAUUCCAAGAAUCAAUCCUGAUCCUCUAUCCAGCAACAUUUAUUCAACAUCUGAAAGAAAGCUUCUCACCUGGAUGAAUUCUCAUUAUGAAAAAAUGAGAUCCAUAGUGUGGAGUGACAGUUACUCUGGUGAUAAAGGCGAUGGACCCCCUUCAAGAUGGAUAGUGAACUUUGACCUUGAUCUUGCAGAUGGUCUGGUAUUGGCAGCUGUGCUAGCAGCAUACUGCCCAUUCCUGAUUUCAACUCACUUUAAGAAAAUGUACACACAUUCUGUGAGUCCAGAACAGUGCCUACACAACAGCCUGGUCUUGGUCAGUGCUUUCCAGGGCAUCAGUCUUGAUAUAGAUAUCCAGGCUACUGAAAUCUCUGAUCCCAAUCCUGUCCUCAUGUUGAUGGUUUGUGUUUACCUGUACGAGAAACUGCCACAGUAUAUUCCCAAGGAGACAGUUUAUUUUGUUGGAAGCCUGCAUGAUACAAUAGUCAGACAGGUACGACUGAAAAAUCCAAGCUUAAAGCCAUUGGUGUACAAUGCCACAAUUGUGGGGCAAGACUCUGACAACUUCUCUAUGCAUAAGGGAAGCACAGUAAUUGUCCCCUCAAAGGGACAGAUGGAUGUGUCCGUGCAGCUCACAAGCUAUUUUCUACGACCCAUGGAGGCCAUGCUGCUGUUCACCCCCAGAGCAACUUCCGGGACUUUAGGAGGAACCCUGGCAUUUUCCCUUAGGUCACAGAUCAAUAACAUCGUACCGAGAGGUACUUUGAGGUGCAAAUCUCCAUGUUAUGAGGUGAAGAAAAUCCUUUUGAAAGUGACGAAUCCUUUCAGUAAAGAUGCCAAGUUCAGAAUCGUUUUGGUGGAGUCCAGACAGAAUCUGAUCAAAGGCACAAACUCAGAAACUGGACACCAUCAGGACUCCAAACACAGCAAGCUGAGAUCAACAUCUGAAUCUGGAAAAGGCCUUAUCAGUGAGGAUGAAAUGAAUGGCAAAGGCCUAUAUUUGGAUAGUGAUGAAGGCAACAUAAAUGAAUUUUAUUGUCCUGCGAAAUCUGUGUUCCUGAAAGCUGGAGGAUCUGAUCAUCUAGAAAUUCUUUACCUUCCAUUUCACCUUGGAAAACAGUACUGUACCAUUAUUUUAGCUAAUGAGCAGGUGGGAGAGUUAGUAUAUUCUGUGACUGGGACCGGAGACCUGCCUUUGCCUUCCCCACUGGAGGCAGCGCCCAGCCCCCAUGUAGUGCGCGUCAGCAGUGCAGUGAGAAAGGUUUCUGUAAAACCUGUGUUGUGCUUUAAGUGCUCGGCUGAUAGCUGCCUGGAAGAAGCACUGAGAGUCCCCCUGGUGAAUGUAGCCUGGGAGAGAGCUCUGGCCACGGCAGCACAGCAGCGCAUGUCCUCUGUCGAGCUUGAGCGCAGGAAGAUCACAGCAACACUGCAGAGCAGUUCUGUUAGAGCUGCAGUGGCAGCUCGCGGCUGUGCCACCUCGCAGGUCCAACCCCUGCAGCCUACUAAGCCAAAUAAAACAGUUGAGUACAGUGUUGAAGUUUCUAUGCCUGAGCACUUUGACAUCCCGGAGAAAAUAUGGCUUCCCAUUUCUGGAGAGAGCAGAGUUAACCUACACCCAAAGACACCACAAACUCUGGCAGACUGCGAUGUAGUUUCCCUCCCCCUGAAAUUUCAAGCAAAGGUACCGGGGAGGUACCUGUGUCAGAUUGUCCUCCGGUCUUUGCGCGAUGUCCGUGUGCAUCUUGUGGAAUGCAUGGUCCAUGGCGUGGGCACGGAUGGAGAGCUGGAGAUGGUAACUCCUGCCCUCCAGUCCGUCACUCAGGAUAUCCCACUGAUUAACCAGACACUUCAGGACUGGAAACUCCAUGGUGUUAUUGAAGGAAAAGACUUUCACGGCCCAUCAGUGAUUUAUGUGCGGGCUGGAGAAAGAAUGGGGUAUCCCUUGAUGUUCAGACCCAUUUCCCAAUGUACUACCUUGGGUAGACUUGUUCUGCAGAAUGAAACAGAUGGCACAGAGCACAUAUUUGGACUCAAAGGAAUUGGAACAAAGCCACUGGCACUGGAUCAUGUUGUGAUUGACUGUCAAGUGAGACAAAUUACGCAGAAGGUCCUAAUGGUCCCCAAUUAUACACAAACCAGGUUAAGGUGCAAGGUUGUUUCAGACAUGUCAAUGAUCAGUGGGCCGCCAGCACUGGACAUCAAACCAGGGCACACUGUUCCUUACCCCAUCAGCAUACUUCCAUGGAAACGAGGGACACACACAGGUGUAAUUUCAUUUGUUGGUGAAGAUGGAAAGCAACAGCAGCCCCAGAACGACAACACAGGGGAGAAGGCAGAUGGUGAACAGGUCCUACAAUUGUCAAGGGAAGCAUCCUGUACACUCAGUGAUUCAAGAGAAACCACACAGGCAUAUGAAGUGUGGUUUUCGUUGGAAGUAAACUGCUCUCCUGCACCACCUGUGAGUGUGAUUUCUGUUGAAUGCACUGUCCAGAACAGUGUGACUGUGGAGAUCCCUGUCACCAAUCCGACGAAGGAAACCCUGCGUCUGGAUGUGUGCCUCUUGGGUGAUGACCUUUCUGGAGAGAGACAUUUAGUUGUAAGCCCAGAGGAAAGCAUAUUAUACCAGGCUAAGUUUGCCCCUGCUGUAACUGGCAGGAAAACAGCAAGUGUCAUAUUCCAGUCUGAUGCUGUAGGAGAGUUCUGGUAUGAAUUGGAACUAAUAGCUGACCGACCUUUGCCAACAACUCUUCCAGAGUGCAGAUGUGAGCUCGGGAAAUGGACUCGUGAGUUUAUCUCUUUAGUUAAUCCUACAGAUGAAACCUUGGAAUUGGAAACUUUCAACAGUAACACAAGAAAUUUUUCUGUGGAGAUAGAUCCUAAGAGACCACUGAUUGUGGCGCCACACUCGACGACCAGAGUCCCUGUUCAGUUCCAUCCCUCUGCCCUUGGCAAGGCUAAUCACACAGCAUGGAUCACUUUCAAGUGUCCACAGUUGCAAGAGUGGAACUUCUACAUGUCUGGAAUAGGAUUGUUCCCGGGGCUAAUGGAGCCACUAAGCAUCAGCACAUGUGUUGGCUCUCAUUCCUCAGUCAUUGUGCCCUUCAGGAAUCCUACUGAUGACAGCGUGCUGGUAGAUGUGCUGCUAACAGAUCAGGAGGAAACCCUGCACCACUCAAUCCCUUCUGUUCCUAGACAGACCGAUGGCGAUGAAGUCCAUGCCUUCUCUCUCCCACUCAGACAAACACAAGGUAUCUUGCUGACCCCGAAGGCAAAGCUGGACAUCCCAGUGAUAUUUGCACCAGACUCCAUGAAGCUGUGUAAAGCCUGGGUUAUAGUUCACAUGGUGAAGCAAAAUGGCCGAAGCUGGAAAUACAAUCCACAUGAUCACCUGGCUGCGGAUUUAAGAAGUGUCUGCACAGUAGCCGAUGAUGGAAAUCUUCAGAGCAUUCGAUGGGUGUAUCCCAUUAACGGUAUCCCAGAGGCAGCCUUCUCAAGUUCGUCCCCAGCUGUAAUUAGGUGUCAGGCCAGAAGCAGAAUAGAAGACAGGGUCGAGGUGCUGUUGACUGGAUGUGUCCCUGGGUUGUCAUCUUUAGCUGUAACAAGAGAUCAGACAGAGGGCAGUGGACUGCGGAGCGAAGUGCAUGUCACUGAAGGGCCUGCAACAGCUGACGAGUUCCUGUACGAGAUCCAGUUUGAGUCUGAUGAUGCCAGGGCUCAGCUGGAGCCCUCUGUAGCACUGUCUCUUCUGGGGAAAGAGCGAGAUGCACAGACUGGAAUUGUGACAUUGAUCUUCAAUAUCAUAUUUGCUCCCUAUAAGCCACUCAGGUGUUCAGCGGUUCUUGCAGUGCAGUGUGCCACAGGAGGGGUAUGGAAAUUUCCAAUACUGCUGAGCUCCACAGAGCCCAAGGUAGAUGAUGUCAUCAACAUUGAAGCCACUGGGUUAAACAAGGCGUCAAUGGUGGGAUUUAGACUCACAAGCCAAACAAGGUACCCUGAGUCAUUCACUGCAUACUUCGUGCCAGGCAGUGGCCAGGAAUUUGAAGUAUUGCCUCGUUCAGGAGAACUGCUACCCAUUGGCUCUGCUGGAACACUUAUUACCAUUAGCUUCACUCCAACCAUGUACAGCAAGAGGCACAGAGCCACGCUGGUAAUACAGACAGCUGAUAUGCAGUGGACCUACGAGGUGAACGGGGUGCCGCCGCGUUACACGCCCCCCUCUCCCGGGACGUCCGCAGCGGUGUCCUCAGGGCCGGUGAGGACCGUUUCAGUUCAGCAGCGCAACUUCGUCCGCGAGAACCUGCAGCUGAGAACCACAGCGGCGUCCUCUCCCAUUAAGGGCCAGCCCCUCACCAUUCGGAGCAAAUAAAAGAAGAGUGCGCGCUCUCCGCGGGACCACUGUGUAUCUCAUGUCUCAGCACUAAACUAAGCCCAGCUAUCUCCUUGGUUAUGGGUUUGACAACAGCACCGUAACUCUCUCUUCCUCUGAUCUCUUUCUUACAGAUGUAUCAACGAGCCCCAGCCUGGGUUUUUUUUUACUUCUUUCCUCACAUGUGAUCCUAAAAAAUGCAAGAAACACAUCUUCAGUUUAUCUUUCUGAUCAUCUUUGCUUCAGAAGCGAGUGGAAAGACUUAUGUGGUUAGGUUGGGAUGGUCCAAAGACAAGUUAAAAAAAAGAUAGACUUGUUAAUCAAAGUGUUAAGAGAGGUAAUGAUGGACUUUUUAUUCAAUAUUUUUUUAAUAGCAUUUAAGCGUUCAUUAACUAUAUUUGAAAUUUGUUUGGAGUGUUAUAAACCAUUAGGUCUCCUGGCAGGUGGUGUAGCUGAUAUGCUGACAGGUGAAAUUAUAUCCAGAAGAUCAUUUUUGCUUCCUUAAAAUAAGAAACAAAUCGAGCAAAUUGGCAAAUAAGGAAAAAAGAAGUUUAUCUGAAGCAUGACUGACAAUGAAAUUACAUUAACAGUCACUUUUCUAGCUUAUCAUUAUAACAUUAUCUACUUCAGCCCCUCUGCUCUUUCUAAUAAGCAUUUAGAACUAAUUUUGCUAUUUUAAUGUACUGUAUGUAUGAAAUACUGUAUGCCAAUUGUCACUUUAAACACAAAUCACCAUUCUUUCUCUUUUACAAUGCGAGAUAACAAAACACUACGCUUUGUAAAGAACCGCAAUGAAGAAAGCAUGUAGACUUCCAUAGGUUAAAGAGAUGUUAAAGCUUUUUUUUCCACCUUAAAGUUUUUAGCCAGAGAUGGGUGAAAACCAGUGUUCUGGGAAUUGUCUCAAUAGAAAGACUUAUAUACCAAGGAGUAAAGCUUCUUCUGCUUGUCAAGCAAGCCUGUUAUAAAUCCAUUUAACAGAACAUUGCUGAAGCAAAUUGCCUUGUUUGAAGAGGAAAGACAAGUAGGUAUCCACUUGUCUACAAAAAGGUCACUGUGAUUGUUAAAAAGUACUGUAGUUCGUUUAAAAAAAGAAGAAAUAAAAUAACUUGAAAAAAAUGUCUGGUACUAUAUAGAGUAGAGUUUGUAGAGUUUAUCUUUUAAAAGCCAUCAUGGCUGGAAGUUGAUGAACUCGCAGUAACGGAGACUGAUAUUUGUAAGACAUUCUAAAUGUAAUUUUACAAUCAUAAAAUAGCUCAUCUCUCCACCUGCGCUGUGAACUUUUUUGUAUGGGUUUCCAAUUUUCCAUUUGGGGAACUGGCAGUGACAUUAAAAUGUCUGACAUGUAAAAAUAUGGAGGAUAUAUUUCAUGCAAAUGGAGGCAAUAAAGUAUGGAUAUGGAUUUGAUUCACUCCAGUUGACUCUUUUAUGGAUCAUCAGAUAUAUUCUGAAGUUAUUUAAAAAGCAGUUAACAUUCCAUUAGCAACAAGCUAUAAUCCGUGUCAGCGGGGAGAUACUUGCUCGGUCAUUUAUUUCAGCAUGAAAACU
This is a messenger RNA of Lepisosteus oculatus (spotted gar), 7697 nucleotides long. The record is from RefSeq and is a predicted model, not a curated record. NCBI's taxonomy places the organism in Eukaryota, Metazoa, Chordata, Actinopteri, Semionotiformes, Lepisosteidae.